This is a messenger RNA of Lepisosteus oculatus (spotted gar), 2226 nucleotides long. It is a transcript of the gene myoz1a, whose product is annotated as myozenin 1a. Gene Ontology annotation, cellular component: Z disc; actin cytoskeleton. NCBI's taxonomy places the organism in Eukaryota, Metazoa, Chordata, Actinopteri, Semionotiformes, Lepisosteidae. Gene Ontology annotation, molecular function: FATZ binding; actin binding; telethonin binding. The record is from RefSeq and is a predicted model, not a curated record.
AGUGCCCAUCUCCUGAUCAGCCAGCACUGUACAUCAGCACUCCGUGCUGUGCAGACCCCCCGAAGACCUGGAUAGCACGCACCCUGUGAUGUAGAGGGAGAGCCGCACUGGGCUCAAGGAAUCAAGCACUUCCGGACUUACUGCUCACUUCAAGGAAAACUUUUGCCCCUUCUUUCACACAAGGAUUCCUUAAUCUAGCCUACAGCCAUGCCUCUGUCAGGGACCCCCGCCCCGAACAAGAGGAAAAAGUCCUCCAGGAUCAUUACUGAGAUCACCCAGGAAGUCCUGGAGCAGACAGAGCCAGAGGCAUCCAAGCUCAACCUGGGGAAGAAGAUCAGCACCCCCAAAGACAUCAUGCUGGAGGAGCUGUCCCUGCUCAGCAACAAGGGCUCCAAGAUGUUCAAGAUGAGACAGCAGCGGGUGGAGAAGUUCAUCUACGAAAACAACCCAGACAUCUUCACCGCCGACUCUAUGGACAACUUCCAGAACCUGGUGCCCUCACUGGGGGGCGAAAUACAGUCGGGCCGCAGCAUGAUGGACGUGGGCGGUUAUCUGGUCAGCGGGAAGAUAGUGGGCCAGACCGUUGGAGGCAAGCUGCAGCAUCCUCCCGUUCCCCCUCCCAAACCAGGAGAGCACGGGAAGGGGGCUGGAGCGGGUGGAGCCGGAGGGGCAGGAGGGGCAGGUGGAAGUGGCACUGGGACGGCGGGCACUGUGCAGAUCUCAGAGGAGCACGGUGUGUCCGGACUGGGCGGGGCCGGGCAGGGACAGUCGAAAGGCAAGAGGUCAGUGACGGUAGUGAAGACAUACAUAUCGCCAUGGGAACGGGCUAUGAAAGGCAAUGAGGAGCUGACAGCGACGAUGAAGCUCAGCAUGCCAGGCCCCGUCACCCAUCAAGAUUUGCCAGAGUACAAGUGCUUUAACAGGACUGCCAUGCCCUUUGGGGGGUACGAGAAGGCCUCCAAGCUGAUGACGUUCCAGCUGCCUGAGAUUGACACGACCCCUGAGGAGCCCGAGCCAGCGGUGUACCAACACGACAUUACCGCACGCCCCUCCUUCAACCGUACGCCCAUUGGCUGGGUGUGCAGCGGUGAGCCCAGCCACGUCACUCUGGAGCUGGACACCAUGCCCUUCGAUGGGGAGACCGAUGACCUCUGAACCCGCUCCCCUCGGCUUCCGGACACACCCAAUGCCACGACCACCCACGCCACCACUCCCACAGACGCACACACACGCUCAUGCAAACACACACUCACCCAAACACACACUGAUGCUCAGGUGUUUGUCUAUCUGUCUUUUUGGGGACUUUCAAUGAAUCCCAUUCAAAGUUUAAUUACUAUUUUCUUCUCUGCCAAACAAUAAUGCAAUAUGGGGUGGCUUACAUAGUUUCAGGACUUUGAGAUUUAAAAGAAGUCACUAGGCUUAUAAAACAACUCAUUCAUGUUGGAAGGAUAUCCCCACAUUGUAUGUUUGUCAGGAGUAGCUAUUCUGGCGUACGUUUUUUCAAAUUUGUCCAAAUGUUGAAAAGAUAAGAUGUUCACACACACCUAAAUAGUGAUAGUUCACUCUUUAUUUCAGUCAGGAACCAGUGCACAGAGCUCCAAUCCAUGAAAAUGAGCACCUCUUCCUGAAAGCAGAGGCAUGGUCUCAUUGUACUUCCACACUUGUGAAUUCAAAUGACAGUCUUCUGCUUGAGUGUCUAUGUCAGGCCCUGCAUGAUGCACAAGACCAAGCGACCAGAUACUGCUGUGUUUGUGUCUGCUCUGCUUUGUGCUUGGUGUUGUGUCACAGCUGUAUUAUCUCUAUGUUAAUGGAAGCCGUUGUCAAAUGGCACAGCUUGAUGUAUGGCACAAAUGUUCAUUGGUGUCAUUUUAUUCGAAAGACUGUUCAAGGCACCCACCCAGCUCUCUAAUACUCCCCAAACACACACACACAUCUAGAAAUCAUGAUGAGCUUUGUCUAGGACUUUUUCCCUUGAGCUAUCAUAUUGUAGAAGAGAGUAGAGCAAUGAAAAUGAUUGAGAUGACAAUGCCGAUAAGCCUAGAUAUGAGAACGAGUGCGGUGUGCUUUUCUUCUGUACAGUUGCUGUUGUGUUGGUGCCGCUCUGUAGCAGUGGAGCUCUGCUGUGUUUGAGUGACACUUCGCCUCCUUCUUACCUCAGGGGUUCAGAGCACCGGACACAUCUGGUUUUCUUUCUUUUAAUUCCCCAUUAAAUGCUACAAACCUUUU